Molecule: messenger RNA, 625 nt
Organism: Eutrema salsugineum
Lineage: Eukaryota; Viridiplantae; Streptophyta; Magnoliopsida; Brassicales; Brassicaceae
Product: 39S ribosomal protein L41-A, mitochondrial
Exons: 4
Coding region: 112-393 (93 amino acids)
Biological process (GO): translation
Cellular component (GO): mitochondrial large ribosomal subunit
Molecular function (GO): structural constituent of ribosome
Source: RefSeq, a predicted model, not a curated record
CCACAAUUCCUCUCCAUUCACACAAAAAAAACCCUUAAACCCCCUUUCACACACUCAUUUCGUCUUCUACAAAUUUCUCCGGCGAUUGAAGUGAUUGAUACAACAUCGAGGAUGACGCUAGGGUUGUUAUUGGGGAUCGGAAGAUCUUUCCGACGAAAGAGAGCUUCUUCGCUUGAUAUUCUCUCUCCGAAACGAGCUCCGAGAGAUUUCUACAAGGGGAAGAACUGUAAACCUACUGGUUUCCACACCAGAAAAGGAGGAUAUGUUGUACAGCCAGAUAAAUUGCCGAACUAUGUAGUUCCUGAUCUGACUGGCUUUAAGCUGAAACCAUAUGUAUCUCAGUGCCCUAUAGAGGUCAACAAAACCACUGAGUCAACUGAACCUUCCAAGUGAAGAAUUCAGAAGAAUUAUAUUUUGAGUCUUUCUUUAGCUGAAAGCUGAGUAAUUUGUUAUGUGUAAUUCGUAUUUUAUGAUCCUCAAUCCUUUUUAUUUUUCAAAAGAUUUCAAGCAUGUUAUGGCAACAUUUGGGUUAGUGAAAACCAUAAUGGAAGGUUCGCCUUGAGAGCCAAUGUUCCUAAUCACCCAAGUUAUCCGCUCCAUGCAAUUUCCGAUUCUCUUUAGUUUA